UCCAUAACCCGACACUUGAAAGUCAAGAUCAUUUGCCAGCAACCAUGAAAUCUCUCAUUACCCUUGCAGCCUGUGCCACCACAGCCCUGGCCCAAGGCAUCUUCAUCAAUUCUCCCCCGGCGAAUUCCCAACUCCAAGUCGGAGAGACCAUUACGGUUCAGGUCGCGCGUGGUGACUACAUCCAAGCCAUGACGGAAAUCGGCAUCGCGAUCGGCAUCCAAUCCUGCCCCGACACCCGGCCCUGCGCCCCGCCGAACGAGUACCUCCAGGAUCUCCUCUACACGGGUCCCUUCGACCCGGAGUAUCACACGGACUUCUACGAUGAGUACCAGAAUUUCACGCUGACUGUGCCGGACGUGACUGGGCCGGCGCAGAUUGGGGUGACCCGCGCUUAUCUUGUUGGGGCGGGUUAUUUGACUGUUGUUGGGUCGGCGGCGAGUAAUUAUACGAUUGUGGCAUGAGGUGAACAUGAUCGUGGGAGGGGUGUAAGGUCUGGGUGUCUACGGAACGGGCUGCUGUAUAGAAGCACUGCAUGUGGUGUUGGUUCAGAAGAAGAAGAG
Messenger RNA from Aspergillus saccharolyticus JOP 1030-1, 560 nucleotides. RefSeq lists its product as uncharacterized. Bases 45 to 461 code for a protein of 138 amino acids. NCBI's taxonomy places the organism in Eukaryota, Fungi, Ascomycota, Eurotiomycetes, Eurotiales, Aspergillaceae. The transcript is spliced from 3 exons. The record is from RefSeq and is a predicted model, not a curated record.